Messenger RNA from Solanum lycopersicum (tomato), 1215 nucleotides. The record is from RefSeq and is a predicted model, not a curated record. NCBI's taxonomy places the organism in Eukaryota, Viridiplantae, Streptophyta, Magnoliopsida, Solanales, Solanaceae.
AUGACUGCUCCACUUAAUCUAGAAGAAGGACAAUCUUCAACCAGACCUCCUUGUUUCAAUGGGCACUUCUACAGUUGGUGGAAAGUUAGAAUGCAUGAUUUCCUCAUGGCUGAAGAUAGUGAGGUAUGGGACAUUGUCUUAGAUGGACCAUUUAUUACAAUGAUUGAAGAAAAAGAUGGAGAAAAAACUAGGCUUGUUCCAAAGCUUAGACAAAAAUAUGAUGAAGCUGAUAGGAAGAAGAUCAAAAAAGGUUACGAGGCAAAGACUAUUCUUGUCUUUGGGAUAGGGCCAGAUGAUUUGAAUCGUGUCUCAGCCUGUGAGUCUGCAAAAGAAACUUGGGACUGCUUGAAAACAACUCAUGAGGGAACUGAACAAAUGAAAGAAGGAGAAAACAUUCAUGAGAUGUUCACUAAAUUGUCCUCCAUUACCAAUGAGUUGAGAAGCCUUGUAGAACCUAUCAGCAUGAGCAAGCAAGUCAUGAAAGUGCUUCGAAUCCUUCCAAAGUCUUGGGAAAGCACGGUUGAUUCUAUUACUGAAGCAAAAGAUCUGAAAGUGCUGACAAUGAAUGCUCUCAUUGGAAAUCUGAAGACUCAUGAGAUGAAUCAAAAGCAUGAUCAGUCAAAGAAGGAAGUCAAAAAGGAUAAGUCCUUGAUGUUGAAGUACAAAUCUGAAGAGGACUCUAGUGAUGAUGAUAUGUCUUACCUCAUCAAUAUAUUUCAAAAGAUUGUUAGAAAGAACAAAGGUGAUAGAGAGAAGAGAAGGGACCUGGUACUAAAUAAAAAUGAUCGUAAAGCUGCAGCUGACUAUGUGGUCAAAAAGGCUCUUACUGCAUGGGGAGACUCUUCAAGUGACUCAGAAGAUCCUGAUGAACCAAAUGAUGUGUCAAUGGUGGUGGUUCAUGAAGAGGAAACCAUAUUCAAUGAAAUGUUUGCUUUCAUGGCUCAUUCAGAAAAUGAAGAAGAGGAGAACAAGGUAACUCUUCUUGAUAUAAAACAUGAUCUAAAUAUUUAUUCUCUUAAAAAAUUGAGAACAUUAGCAAAUGUUAUGAUUGAUUCAGUAAUUGAGUUAACCUCUGAAAGAACCAUUAUGAAUGCUGAGCUUGACAGUUUAACUGAAAAUAAAGUUAAAUUGGAAGAGAAAAUGUUGAAAAUGGAAGAUAAAAUGGCUUCUCUAGAAUCUGACAAGACUGAACUUAAAAACAGUUGUCUCAAAUAA